Messenger RNA from Nannospalax galili (Upper Galilee mountains blind mole rat), 2431 nucleotides. RefSeq names its product cyclin Pas1/PHO80 domain containing 1 (gene Cnppd1). The record is from RefSeq and is a predicted model, not a curated record. Gene Ontology annotation, biological process: regulation of cyclin-dependent protein serine/threonine kinase activity. The transcript has 9 exons. Gene Ontology annotation, cellular component: cyclin-dependent protein kinase holoenzyme complex; nucleus. Lineage: Eukaryota; Metazoa; Chordata; Mammalia; Rodentia; Spalacidae. Bases 516 to 1748 code for a protein of 410 amino acids. Gene Ontology annotation, molecular function: cyclin-dependent protein serine/threonine kinase regulator activity; protein kinase binding.
GUCCUGGCUCACCCUGGUGUUGUUGGGGCGGCCGGGGGAGCUGGUGCUGGCCGGUAUCUCCCACGUGACUCUGACCGAGGGCUCAGGCGAUGGGCCCCCAGGACCCUGGCUAGCAUUUACUUGGGCUCGCGAAGGGCGGCGGCAGUCCCUUUACUCCCCCCCCUUGUCCUCCCAUCACCUCCCUUCAGCGUGUAAACACCAGCGCGUGACUCGAAUGACUUGCAAGCAGCUUCACCAACUUGGAAAAUUUGCUUCUUCCGUAAACAUCUUUCCCGCCUCUAAGCGUUGUUCUUCCCAAAUCUUUCAGCGUCAGAUUGGGCGAGAGGCGUGUUUAAAAAUAAAACUUCCUUUAGGUGCUGUUUAUUUUGGGAAGGACAAGUUUACGUCACUUUCGGAGGCUUCAUAUCCCUUGCGAUCAUUUAAUUGCUGGAGUAACCCUACAAAACAAAAUGUGUUCAACGAGUCUUAGAAUUUAAAACUCCUAUGAGGCAUAAAGGGCGGCGGCUGACGGCGCGAUGGACCUGGCUGGGCUCCUGCUGGACGAAGAAGGCACUUUCUCCCUCACUGGCUUCCAAGACUUCACGUUCCUUCCAGGACACCAGAAACUAAGUGCUCGAAUCCGAAGGAGACUGUACUAUGGCUUGGACUUGGAGACUGACUGCAGCCUGGAGGAGCUCUCCAGCCCCGUGGCAGACAUUGCUGUGGAACUGCUUCAGAAGGCAGCACCCAGCCCUAUUCGACGACUCCAGAAGAAAUAUGUAGCUCAUGUAUCCCGGGAGGCUUGUAUCUCCCCUUGCGCUAUGAUGCUAGCUCUGGUGUACAUUGAGCGGCUCCGGCACCGAAACCCAGACUACCUGCAGCAUGUAUCAUCCUCUGACUUGUUUCUGAUCUCCAUGAUGGUGGCCAGUAAAUACCUCUAUGACGAAGGGGAGGAGGAGGAAGUCUUCAAUGAUGAAUGGGGAGCUGCUGGGGGAGUGGCUGUGCCUACUCUCAAUGCCUUGGAAAGGGGCUUCCUGAGUGCCAUGGAUUGGCAUCUCUACACUGACCCUCGGGAGAUUUUUGAGGUUCUGAAUUGGCUGGAGAGCAGCGUGGCUGAACAGCAAGGACGUCGGCGGGGCUGGUAUACCUAUACAGACCUGUGUGUGCUGCUAGAGCAGCCAGCAUGGCAGCUGUCUCUUGGUUCCCUCUGCCAGCAACUGGUGAAGUUGUCCUGCCUGUUGGCUGUGGCAUAUGUGAGCAGUGUGGCCCUGACCGUGGCAUCAAUGGCUGUAAUACACCAGUCCUUGGGGCUAUCCUGCAGCCCCCCACCAGGCCCUCCUGACCUCAGACUUGUCCCUAAAGCCCUCUUGGAGCCCUGCAUACCUUCUGUGCCACAGUGCCUACCAUCUACUACUAAUGUCUCCAGCUGCCUGGAAUGUAGCACAGGGCUUCGUUCACUCUGGGGCAGUCUUCUGGCCUCACUGACACCCCCUCCACUGCCUCCCCCAGACCCUCCUGCCCCACCUACUCUUCUCCAUAACUGCCCCUUUUGCCAGAAGCUCCAGAGAAACCUCCCAAACUGCCGUACCUGCCACCACCCUAAUCGUACCAUCUCUGUUGGUUCUUCUCGCCCCUUUUACCAUACCCAUGGCCUAGCCCCACCUUGGCUUUGGAGUCCUGAGGUCCCUCCAUUCGUCCAACCCCAACAGUGUUCCCUUUUUAGUGUCAUGGAGUUGGCCCGCCUCAAGUCUUUCAUUUUCCCAGGUUAGGAAGGACUCUGAUGAAUGCAUUUAGAGGGCUUGGGAGUCCCCAAGAGCCUGGAAGAGGAGAAACUUGAUUUAGAUUUUUGCCACCUCUCUGGGUCCUUGGCUAGUCCCGUCCUCCUAGGUAGGAUCAUACAGGGUUGUGGGGCAGGACAAGGUCAUUCUCUUGGACCUCAGAGGCUAGCUGGUAGACCAGGAUACUGAUGGUGUCUGAUACCUUCAGCUCAGUGACCCGGGGCAUGUCACAGAUGACAGAAGCACCUAUCUCUGCCUCCCCAGAGUUCAUCUAGACAUUUGUUUUUAAGUUUCCUAGGAUGGAAAGGUGUAAAGGUGGGAGGUAGAGGAAGUAGGGUGAAGGGAGGAAGAAAGCAUUGACAUGGGCCUGUGUGAUGUCCCUGUAGCAGGAAAACCAGGGACUGAUGGUGCCCAGGUGGGAGCUAAGGGAAGGCUUCCUGUGGUGGGAAAACUUGCCACACCCAUCCCUUGGAUGUAGUCUUUACAGCCAAGGAUUAGUGUGUCUUUCAACCGUGUCCUUUUGUCUUCCGACCUUAGUUCCCUGCUCCAAGGCUUCCCUCUCUUCUGGUUCCUCUCCAGGUGUUCUUUUCACAGGUCUCUGGCUACAGCUUUGUAUCUGGGUUUUUCACACUUUUUGUAGAACUGAGGUUUCAAUAAACAGUUUCUGUUGCAUG